Messenger RNA from Dunckerocampus dactyliophorus (ringed pipefish), 5383 nucleotides. RefSeq names its product zinc finger protein 345-like. The coding region runs from base 255 to 2774 and encodes 839 amino acids. Gene Ontology annotation, molecular function: RNA polymerase II cis-regulatory region sequence-specific DNA binding; DNA-binding transcription activator activity, RNA polymerase II-specific. Gene Ontology annotation, biological process: regulation of transcription by RNA polymerase II. Gene Ontology annotation, cellular component: nucleus. The record is from RefSeq and is a predicted model, not a curated record. Lineage: Eukaryota; Metazoa; Chordata; Actinopteri; Syngnathiformes; Syngnathidae. The transcript has 7 exons.
GUACGGCACUUGAAACUGCUCAUGUGGGCGGUUAUAGUGAUUCCAGGCACGGUCUAAAUCGGGCUGCCACGGUAAACAAAACGAACGCCGCCAUACAAACGCAGACGGAAACAACGGAUCCAGUAUGAAGAGCGUGUUUCAGGAAGAAGUUGGCGCCCUUGCGCUGUAAACUAUUAGCUUGCAGGCUAACUGGAGAAUAUGAAAAUUCGUCUCUGUAGAAUUUUUUCCUUCCGUUGGUUUUGAAGAGCCGAACAAUGAGCGACAUGGAAUUCAGCGUUCCCCUGUCGUCACUGGCCCUCCUGGUCCCACCAUUGAGGCUGAUGUCAGCAGUGAUGUGGGAAGUGGUUCGCCAGAGGAACAUAAAGCACUAUGGGAAGCUGGAAGAGUUCGUAUCCAUGGUUACAGAUGCAGUUCCUGAUCUCAUGAGUAAAAGAGAGGGGAGACUGUUGUCGCUCGGCCUGAGGGCCAGGACCACUCUGGAAUUGUUGCGUUCUGAGCAUCCUGAAGAUCUGAAAGCUGUCGAGACUCAUCUUAACAGGAUUCGAUCCUCCUGCAUUGAGGAGACAAAUGAUCCUGUGAUUGAAGCACCAGAGGCCAACUUUAUGAAGCUCGUACAAGGCCUCAUUGAGGACACUGAUGGCAGAGAACAUUUCCUCAAGAACGUGUUUCCAGUGGAAUACGGCCCUGACUUUGACACAGCGCUGGAGACAUUAGUUUCUGAAUUCUUUACUCGACUGGAGGAGCUGCUGCCAAUACCAGAUUUCAAGCAGACUGCAUCUUGGUUCAGUGCUGCCCCCUCUGUCCUUGAGGAGUACAUGCAGUGUGUGUCAAACGGAGAUGACCUCAAAUUUCUACUCCAGAGCAAGCAGUGUCAUGGAAAAUUGGCAAAAAAUAGCAUUGCUCCAUUUCAUUCAGAUGAUCUUCUCAUCCCCUCCCUGUCUCUGCCCCCCUCACUGGAGGUGGCCAUUGCGUCCCAUCCGAGUGCUUGUGACGAUGACAACAGCGUUCCUCAGAUAGUCAUGUUUGACGAAGAACUGUCAACAAACCCUUCCACGUCAACUGACUUUCCUGAUUCUCCAAAAAGACCUGACCUGUCCUCCUCUCCUUGUCGCAGACAGCAGUCACAUAAGUGUCCCGAGUGCGGCAAAUUCUUCAAGCAUCACUCUGUCCUGGUGGAGCACCAACGAGUCCACAGUGGUCAGCAGCCUUACAACUGCUCGGAGUGUGGGAGGGCGUUCAGGACGGCCACGCUGCUGGCCGGCCACAGGCUCCGCAAAUGCAAAAAUGCUGCUUACCUUUGCAUAAAAUGCGGGAACAGCUUUCCCACUUCUCUGGACAAAUUCCGACACCACUGUCCCAAACGGGGCCGCAACUACGAUUGUGAGCACUGCGGGAAGACGUUCCAAAAGUCCAGCAGCCUAAAGGAACACCUCCUCACUCAUGUCCAGAGCCGUCUUUUCAAGUGCAGCCAUUGUGGCGAAGGUUUUUCGGGCAUUGGCGAGCUGAAGUAUCAUCAGCAGGUCGAUCACGACAAGCCCUAUCAGUGCAAGAAAUGUAGAAAGAGCUUCAUCUCCGCCAAGUGUCUGGCGAAACAUCAACAACGCCACGAUGAGAUCGGUGAAAUGGAGGCAGCCAAAUUACUAAGCGGAGGUAAACACAGGAAAAGUGGCAGCCGUCAUCGUGUUUCCUCUUUGUCGCUGUCAGGUUCCUCAAGGAAACUGACUAUCAAAUCCGCUUAUUCCCGAGGACGAGUCACUCACAACUGUCCACUGUGCGGAAGGAGCUUCAAGUACCGGUUUGAGUUUCUGGAGCACCAGAGGUUCCACACGGCCGUGAAGCCGUACAAAUGCUCCCAGUGUGGCAAAGCCUUCCGCACAGAGUCUCACCUGUCGGGCCACAGGAAGAGAAAGUGCAAGAACGCCGCCCACAUUUGCACCAAGUGUGGCUGUCAGUUUAGGUCGUUACACGAGCGUGUCAGGCACCAGUGUGUGCAGCUGCUCACCAAAUACGAAUGCUCUCACUGCGGGAAGACCUUCAAGAUGGCACACCUGCUGAGGAACCAUCAGAUGACUGAGCAUCAGCUUCCCUACAGCCCCAACCAUCGCUUCAGGUGCAGAUACUGCGACGAGACGUUCCCUGGCAUCAGCGAACUCAAGUAUCAUCAGCGGGUCGACCACGAGAAGCCGUACCAGUGCCAGGAGUGCGGCAAGUGCUUCCUGUCUGAAAAGUGCUUGUCCAACCACGAGCUGCGCCAUAACGAUGACAGGCCAGAGAGCUGCCUCGUCUGUGGCCGUGGCUUCAGAAACCGCUACGACUUGAAGCAGCACAUGCGUACCCACACGGGGGAGCGUCCCUACCAGUGCACGCACUGCGCACAGUGCUUCUCCACAGCAGGGGGCCUGCGGAGCCACACCCGGGUUCACACCGGCGAGAAGCCACACAUCUGCCCAGAUUGCGGGAAGGCUUUCUCGCAGAUGGGUGCGAUGCGCACCCACAGGCUCACCCACACCGGCGAGAGGCCGUUCAAGUGCACAGUGUGCGGGAAGGGCUUUACCAUGGCACACAAGGUAACCGUGCACAUGCGUGUGCACACCGGAGAGCGGCCCUACGUGUGCUCUCAGUGUGGGAAAGCCUUCUCUGACGGGAGUGUGCUCAAGCAGCACAUGCUCAACCACUCAGGGGUGAGACCCUUCCACUGCCAGAUCUGUCCCAAGACGUACACGUGUCUCAACCACCUGAGGAGGCACCUCAAAAGUCACUCCAGCAUGAACUGACUCUGAAAAGCACUGCUGUCCCAAACGACCUUUUUCCCCUCCCCCCGAACAUCCAAAAGACUGCAGCUUUUUUUUCUUCUCCAAACAUGUUUAUUAUUUCUGUGAGAUGCUAAUAGGUCACGCACGCUAAUCAGACCUGCCAACAUGUACGCAUUUUUCAUACUCGGACAUGAAUGCGCUUCGCUGCUCUCAGGUACGCAUUUUGUUACAUUUCGGCGGUUUCGAGUUCAGUCUCUGAAGCCUGAUUUAUGCUCAUGUGUCAAGGCACCACUGGCUCGCUCCUCCCUUGCUCUUGCGUAGCAUGGCGUGCGACUCCAAAAAAAGUAUACAGUAUAUGACCUCACGCUACGGUGACCGCAAAGGCUGUGAUCGGGGGGCUUGUAGUACAUUAUUUCCUGUGUCUAUACAAUUCGUUCAGAGGGCAGCUCACCUCCGCAAACGCCUUCUCAUCUGAUUUCAGAUCAACAUUUGCAAUUAGAAUGACAGUUGUAAAGAGUUGAUUAGUUCCAGCCGCAGUGACACUCCCCUUCGCUUUAAUUACCAUGGUUCACUCAUGAUACAAGAAGCUAACAAGCUAAGUAGUCGACAAGGGUUGUGGCUCUCAUUGCACACUCAACCCUGACAGAGAGCUAUAAAAGCAGGGGUGUCCAAAGGGGCCCAGGGGCCAUUUGUGGCCUUUUUUAUUGGAGCUCAGCUUAUUGUGGAAAUACAACUUAAACAAAAAAAAACCAGCAAAAAUGGGGAAAAAAUACAGCAAAAAAGCAUAAUGUUACGAGAAAAGGGAGAGCACUCAUAAAAUGUUUUCAGAGUUGGCAGGUCUGCAAUCAAACCAAAAGUAUAUACAGUAUUGUGAAGGACAUUUAUCGGCAAAUCUCAGCCGUUGUCGUGUGAAAACUGAAUUCAAAAUCCGUUCUUUUAUAUGCCAAUUAUGGUUUGCUGACUGAGAUUUAAAUUAAAUGACCUUGGUUCCACUUUUUGUGUGACUUUGCUUUCUUCCAGGGAACCGUAAGCUGUUUUUUUCCAUCUCCACACUAGAGGGCAGUAGCUACAUUCAGACACUUGUUAGGUAAUAUCAGCUGGAAUUAGGAGGAUGACUUUGUUUAUCCUUGAAUGACUUUGCUCCUGUGUUAUCUUCACAAACAGACUCCAUAGCUCAGACAUCUUCAUCUGGCUCAUUUCCUGCCAUUAUCUUCAUUUGGCUUGGUUUGGAAUCUUGAUUGGCCUGCAAUUUCCCGAACUUGCACUCUGUGACAUCUGUAAACUGUAAGGAAGAGCAAUCUUUUUUCUUUUUUUUUUUUUAGAGUGGCGGAACUAUUCUGAUUAGUUUGUGCAAUGUCUCGCGAGACAAUGAAGCCUUCACUCCCGAUUGCAAGCGACUCGUGAUUCAUCUCUUCCAUCUGUGUUGGCUUUCAUUGGGAGAAAAGAAAAAUGAUCUCAGUUUUUUUCCCCUUACUUGUUUGAUGCAUAUGUUCCACAGCCCAGUAGUUGCUUUUGAAUCAUUAUUUCAUCAUUUUCUAACCUAAUCCCCAUUUAUUAUAAAAGUGGCUCUGUGUUCUUAGCCCGUUACACUCGUUUUUUUUCCUCCCCUUCUGACUCAAAUUUGCUACUAGUUCUGUCUACUUAGCGUCAAGAUCCUGUGGAAACUGACUUUGUGUGCCAGAGACGCCGGCCAGAAACGUCCUUCAGGGGUUUCAGCAUGUUGGCCCACAUGUGUUGAGGUCUUAUCUUGGCUUUCAAGGGUACGUAUGUUCUCAGUUCUCUCAGGGUGAUGUUUUAACGCGAGUGAGCUCAUUGAGUGAUGUUAAAACUGUCUUGUAAAGAAGCACAAAGCAAGAACGCAGUCACUUACGUAACGUCAAACAAUGCCAAUUUUUCAAUUAAACCCUUGGGGAGAAUGUAGAGAAGAGAGCGUCUGUAUGGAGACAUCCCAAAACACACAAUUUAUACACGCUGCCAUAAAGUUGCACUGAUUUAUUACCAGGCCUGGCUCCUAAACACAGAUCAUUACCAGAUGUCCCACUCCCCCCACCCCACCACACCCCACCCCACAUGCUCUCUUCCUCGCAUCUGCACUCUUUGAGCAGCUUUGUCGCUCCAAGAAAAGUGAGCUCAGUGGAAAGACUGAGUCCAGGACAGUUUCCCCCACAUACACACGGAGCACAUGUAUGUCCACAGCAACCAUGAAACGACCGCACCUGGCCAAGCGAGCCACACCUCUUCUCUGGGAGUGUUUUUUCCCCCUUGAACGGUUGCAGCCACAAAGUGCACUAGAUGGCACUGUGUCUCUUCCUCGCUCAUUGAAUAUUCAAGCCAAGAAUGCCCUCUUCCCUUUUUCCUCAGAUGAACCAGAUGUGUUCCUACAAGAAUGUUAUUGCACAGAUUGAAUUCAAAAUGUUUCCACUACAUACACGAUGCUCUUUUUGUGGUACAGAACAUACAGCAUCCGUGUAGUGGUGCACUACAUUGAUGUUUUCAAAGCUGCAUUGGGGUAUAAAAUGUUUUAUAUGAGUUUUAAAAUCAAACACGUUGUGGUGCAUGCGCGCUGCUGCAAACAGACGUAGUUGCAUGCUUGUGCUUCCUUUCCGGUGCCCAUAAUUCCCGUUGGAGAC